AUCAUCUGUGUAGUUGUUUUAGAGAUGAGUGAGCUUAGGGGUUGUUUGGAAGGAAGGAAAGUGAAGGAAAAUAAUUAAAGAUGGCGAUGGUCAUGGAGAACGUGAAGAACGAAGCUGUGAUAGUAGGAGGAUUGGUGGGGGUGCAGUUGUUUUUCGCGGCGAACUCAGUGUUGCUCGGAUAUCUAAUGACGCUUGGCCUUAAGCCUUUCACCAUUGUAUUUUCUUCUCCUUUGCAACCUUCAUUUCUCUCUUUCCUUUUGCUCUUUAUUUUGAAAGGUUCUUUUUCCCUUUUUUUCUGGAGCAAAUGGCCUAAACAAUUGACUUUGAAGUUGAUGAUUCGACUACUGCUGAUCUCCUUUGCAGGGGUAAGUCUAUUCCAGUUACUAUUCUUGAAGGGGGUAAAUCUAGCAUCACCUGCAUUGGCAACAGCCAUGCCAAACCUUGCUCCAGGCCUUAUCUUCAUCAUUGCUUGGACUUGCAGGUUAGAGAAAGUUGAUCUAAGUUGCUUAUACAGUAAAGUGAAGAUUGCAGGCACAAUCCUGUGUGUCUUAGGUGGUCUUACAAUGAGCCUAAUGCAGAGCACUGUGUCACCAAAUGAUGCAACAUUCAUGCCUUCCCAAACUAAUGAUCCUCAUCGUCAUACCGUUUUCGACCGAGAUAAGAUCGUCGGUUGCUCGUACCUCGUUGCAGCUGUCUUGGUUCUAUCAAUCAAUGUUGUCUUGCUAGUAUAUAUGAUUAUAUUCGUUCUUCAAAACCAUCAAUGGUACUGUUUUCCUUUUGUUUUGCAGGCAACAACAUUGGUCGAUUUGCCUGCGCCGACGUCCCUGCGUGCGAUAACCUCUCUAAUCGGAAUGAUCGUGACAGCGGUGCUUCAGUUGGUUCAAGACCAUUCUUUGCAAUGGAGUUCGCCCCUUGUUAGUGUCAAGGACCUGAUUUCCUUUUCUCUACUUGGAGGUGCAAUGGGCAGAGCAUGUUUAAGCUUCAAUGGAUGGGAAAUUAAGAAGAGGGGACCAGUUCUUGUCUCAAUGUUCAGCCCCAUUGGAACAGUCAUUGCAGUCCUCUCUGUUAUUACUUUGGGGGGAACAAUUUCAUUAGGAAGUAUUGCAGGAAUGUUCCUGAUGUUCACUGGUCUAUACGUGGUGUUAUGGGCUAAAAAAAGAGAACAUUACUGUAAUAUCGAAGAGGCUGUUGAUCCGGAGAAACUGUUGUUGAAAUAAUUUUAUUCUCCUUUAGUGAUCUGAGUUCGAGCAG
Hibiscus syriacus is the source of this 1251-nucleotide messenger RNA. Its product is annotated as WAT1-related protein At5g47470-like. Gene Ontology annotation, molecular function: transmembrane transporter activity. The coding region runs from base 81 to 1217 and encodes 378 amino acids. The record is from RefSeq and is a predicted model, not a curated record. Gene Ontology annotation, cellular component: plasma membrane. The transcript has 7 exons. NCBI's taxonomy places the organism in Eukaryota, Viridiplantae, Streptophyta, Magnoliopsida, Malvales, Malvaceae.